GUGACACGAAAGAAGCACGAAAGCCAUGACAGAUGACCUAUUUACAACUGUCAGCUGGUUAUGAUUGUUGUUGAGUUGUUCAGUUUCCCGCCAGUUUUACGUAUAACUCAAUAAAGUUUUACAUUGGCUUACAUACCAGUUUAACUAUAUGUAAAUAUAAUGGACGAGGUUGACGAACUAGCUCAAUUAGAAGAAUUACUGUGUGCAGACUUAGAACCUGAAGUAAACGACAAAAAUAAACCUGCCAUCAAAGAGGUUGAUAUCUUUCAAGCAAGUGGCAGUAAAGUGGAAGUUGAGGUGAAAGCAGCUGAUGAUAAGCUUACCAAGAAUUCUGCUAUCCAUGAUGGUGACACGGAUUCGUCAGACGACGAGGAAAAGCGGAACUAUACAGAACGCAAGUACAGUGAUUAUGGCUCAGUUGUUAAGAAGAUUCUUGACAAUAAAGAACAUGAACAACGAGAUAAAAGACUUGAUUUCGAAACUAGAUUACGCCAGACCAAUAUGGACACUAAAAUCGCUCAAAAUACGUUCAAAACACGGCAACCAGUCGAGUUACCAAGUAAGAACACGUUUUGCGCGCCAGAAACUAAGAAAAAAGAAUCCAAUGAUAUUUACACCGAUCCUAUCUUCGGUAUAAGAAUCACGAAGCCUUUGAUUUCAAGUGCGGCUCUCUUAGACCGUAUGCAAGGCAGGGAGGCUAUCAACAUGCUAAGAGUAAAGAGACAUGUUGAAAAUGAAGAUCUGUCUAAGGACUGGGUGAUUGCCGGAGUUAUUGUAAGGAAAAGUGCAGCCAAAAAGUCCCAAAAGGGAAAUCAGUUUUUAAUAUGGACUCUAAGUGACUUGAAGGAUGAUUUAAAAACAAUUUCCAUGUUUCUGUUCCGGAAAGCUUAUAAUGAUCUAUGGAAGACACCAGAGGGAACAGUUGUGGCAGUUUUGAAUCCUAAUGUCUUAGACAGGUCACAAAACAGUAGUGAGCAAGCAAGUCUUAGUGUUGAGAAUCCAGACAGAGUCAUGAUAUUAGGACAAUCAAAAGAUCUUGGAAUUUGCAAAAGUAGGAAGAAGAAUGGGGAACCAUGUACAGCAUUUGUUAACUUGUCUCAAUGUGACCACUGCAUUUACCAUAUAAAGCAAGAAUAUCAGAAGUUUGCCAGAAGACAAGAAUUACAAUCAUCCACUAUGGGCAAAGGACUUGUUAACUUACAGAAUAAAGUUUUAGGAAAAAAUACAGUCAUCUAUGGAGGCAAAUCAUAUACAGCAUUGCCAACUGGUAACACUAAGAAAUUUAAGGAACAAGACAAUAACAGAUUAAUGUCAUUAAGUGAUUACCACAAGUCGGAAGGAGAUAAGCUGAUGAUGAACAGAGCCCCAUAUGGGUCAGGUCCCAUGAAGAGCUCCAUAUUACACAGUCCAUCGACACAACGAGCAAGUGACAAGGAACUACUAAAUAAAUUAACUGCCAGUCCACAAGCAAGUAAGCCGCAGAACCUGACUUUAGCUGAAAGAGUGGGUAGUUCUCCAAAACUAAGCAGAAAUGGAACUUUUGGGCUAAAAGGCAGUGGUACAAUAGACCUUAAUCUCUCAUAUGGCCAAAAAGCAGCAGAAAGAGCGAAGGCAAAUGCAUUCAGACUUAUCCAACAGAAUGGUGGCCUUACUAAAGCAGAUCCCAACAAUAUCAAAGGUACACAAGCUGGCAAGAAAAGAGCAAUAGACAAGUUGAAUGACUCCAGCAGUGAUGAGAAUGAAUGUAAAAAGUCAAAAACUGACAAUGAAACUAUAUCACCAAUGAUGAAACCAAAAGGAGUUAUGUCCGAGAGGUUCAAGAAAAUUCUAGAAGCCACAUCAGCUCACCAGAACUUGAUAGAGCAGCAUGAGGAUGAUGAGCAAGAGAAGUACUUCAGCAAACUCGAGAAGAAGGAACAAAUGGAGGAGAAAAUGUUGAACACUUUCAAAUUAGCGUGUAAAGCUGUGAGGUGUGUCAAAUGCAAGUACACUGCAUUCUCAGCAGCUCAACUGUGUAAAGACGAAAGGCACCCUCUGAAAGUCUUGGACACCUUCAAAAGGUUCUUUAAAUGUGCUGAUUGUAACAAUAGGACUGUUGCUUUAGAGAUUAUCCCCCUUCAUUCCUGCAGCAACUGCAGUGGCUCCCGUUGGGUGAAAGCACCAAUGCUUAGGGAGAAGAAAAUGACUUCUCUCUCAGCUGGUUUAUCUAUUAGAGGUGAAGAGGAAACCUAUAUAGGUGGGAAUGUAUCUGCUGGCAAGAAUAUUGACUUACUAGUGCCUGAUAGUUAAGGUUUUAUAUAUCUAUUGUUUUAAAUUUUGACUGAUUUGUAUUCUAUAAUUUUCAUUUUAUACGCUUAUUUUAUUUAUA
Messenger RNA from Trichoplusia ni (cabbage looper), 2368 nucleotides. RefSeq names its product protein MCM10 homolog (gene Mcm10). Gene Ontology annotation, molecular function: DNA replication origin binding; single-stranded DNA binding. Gene Ontology annotation, biological process: DNA replication; DNA replication initiation. The transcript has a single exon. The coding region runs from base 160 to 2289 and encodes 709 amino acids. NCBI's taxonomy places the organism in Eukaryota, Metazoa, Arthropoda, Insecta, Lepidoptera, Noctuidae. Gene Ontology annotation, cellular component: replication fork protection complex; nucleus. The record is from RefSeq and is a predicted model, not a curated record.